CUGUUGACUGCCAUCCAUUUCAUGAAGUAAACUAUCAAAAUGGGAAAUUUAAAGAUUCCACAAGAGGAUAUACAUAAACGAUUGUCUUUCUUAUAUCAGGCUGCAUAUCAAACCUUGAAGUCAAAGAAUAAUAAUGCUGGAUUGUGCAGAUACUACAUUAACACGCUAAAGCUGAUAGCGAGAAAGAAUUGUAUUGCACUACACCCCAACAUCAAACGAACAAUCUGCAAGAGAUGUAACAUGCUACUAGUUCCCGGCUUAUCCUCCCUUAUCAGAUUGAAACAUAAACGGCAGAAAAUGUCAACAAUAACUUGUACAGAAUGUGGAACAGUGAAACUGUAUGUAAAUGCCCAAGGCCAUAUACCAAAUAUUGACAAGCCAGAAAGUUGGCUGGAUGUAGUUAAAGAUGGGGUGUCUGUUAUGGGGAAUAGAAAGGGAAACAACCAGGGAAAGACUAAACAACAGACUAAAAGUAAACAAGAUUCUGAGACUAAACAACAGACAGAAAAUAAACAGGAGACUCAAGAUAAACAACAUGCACUAACAGAAUAUGUAGCAUCAGCAUUACAAGGGACAUGAAUGGAACAGAUUUGAACAGUUGGCAUUGCUGAAAAAAAGACUUUGAUGCUGAAACUGCUUGUUGGUCUUAAAAUUGAAUUUUAUGGAAUACAAAUAUACAAAAUUUGAUGUGUAUUUUCAUCAAGUAAUCACAGAUAUCAAAAGUUGUUUAGCUUAUUCUUUUCAUAUAAAGAUGUGUCAUUUUAUAUAAAGAUUAUUAUUUGCAUAUUAAAAGGCAUGUCAGCCUUUCACCCAAGAGGUUGUGGGUUUAAUUCCCACCAGUGAUACUUAUAACAGCCUCUCAAAAUGAAAACCAGUACUGGUUUCUACCCAGGAAACAGAUCCAGGAGUGAUUCUAUUAA
This is a messenger RNA of Mya arenaria, 920 nucleotides long. RefSeq lists its product as uncharacterized. NCBI's taxonomy places the organism in Eukaryota, Metazoa, Mollusca, Bivalvia, Myida, Myidae. The coding region runs from base 40 to 579 and encodes 179 amino acids. The transcript is spliced from 4 exons. Gene Ontology annotation, biological process: tRNA processing. The record is from RefSeq and is a predicted model, not a curated record. Gene Ontology annotation, cellular component: nucleolar ribonuclease P complex.